This is a messenger RNA of Camelus dromedarius (Arabian camel), 5753 nucleotides long. It is a transcript of the gene BMAL2, whose product is annotated as basic helix-loop-helix ARNT like 2. The transcript has 16 exons. The record is from RefSeq and is a predicted model, not a curated record. Gene Ontology annotation, molecular function: DNA-binding transcription factor activity, RNA polymerase II-specific; protein dimerization activity; RNA polymerase II cis-regulatory region sequence-specific DNA binding. Gene Ontology annotation, cellular component: cytoplasm; transcription regulator complex; aryl hydrocarbon receptor complex. Gene Ontology annotation, biological process: regulation of transcription by RNA polymerase II. Lineage: Eukaryota; Metazoa; Chordata; Mammalia; Artiodactyla; Camelidae. The coding region runs from base 20 to 1834 and encodes 604 amino acids.
CGGCCGGGUGGCUCGUGCGAUGGCGGCGGAGGAGGCGGCGGCGGCGGCGGCGAGAGGUAAAGUGUUGAUCCAAGAGAAUCAGUGUGUUGCUUCCAUGGUUUCCGGUCAUCUGAGCCCGUGGACAAAACCAACAGCUGUCGGAACCUUCAACCCACAUGUGACCGAGUUUCCAAGAAAACGAAAAGGAAGUGAUUCAGACCCAUCCCAAAUGGAAGAUGAUGAACAACAAGUAGAAAUGAAGUCCUUCAGAGAAGCUCAUAGCCAGACCGAAAAGCGGAGGAGAGAGAAAAUGAACCACCUGAUUGAAAAACUGUCUGCCAUGAUCCCUCAGUGCAACCCCAUGACACGGAAACUGGACAAACUUACAGUUUUAAGAAUGGCUGUGCAGCACUUGAGAUCUUUAAAAGGUAUGGCAAAUUCGUAUGCAGGAAGUAAUCGUAGACCUUCAUUCAUUCAGGAUAAUGAGCUUAGACACUUAAUUCUUAAGACUGCAGAAGGCUUCCUAUUUGUGGUUGGAUGUGAAAGAGGAAAAAUUCUCUUCGUUUCUAAAUCAGUCUCCAAAACACUUAAUUAUGAUCAGGCUGAUUUGACUGGACAAAGCUUAUUUGACUUCUUACAUCCAAAAGAUGUUGCCAAAGUAAAGGAACAACUUUCUUCCUCUGAUAUUUCACCAAGAGAGAUGCUAAUCGAUGCCAAAACUGGUUUGCAGGUUCACAGUAAUUUCCAUACUGCAAGGAGUCGUGUGUAUUCGGGCUCAAGACGAUCGUUUUUCUGUCGAAUCAAGAGUUGUAAAAUCUCUGUCAAAGAAGAGCAUGACUGCUUACCCAACUCAAAGAAGAAAGAUCAUAGAAAAUUCUAUACCAUCCACUGCACUGGCUAUUUGAGAAGUUGGCCUCCAAAUAUUGCUGGGAUGGAAGAAGAAAGGGAAAAUAAGAAAGACAGGAGCAACUCUACCUGCCUCGUUGCCCUUGGCAGGUUACGUCCAUGUAUUGUCCCACAGAACAGUGGGGAGAUUAAAGUGAAACCAACUGAAUUUAUAACCCGUUUUGCAAUGAAUGGAAAGUUUGUCUAUGUGGACCAAAGGGCAACAGCAAUUUUAGGAUACCUGCCUCAGGAGCUUUUGGGAACUUCUUGUUACGAAUAUUUUCAUCAAGAUGACCAUAGUAAUUUGACUGACAAGCACAAAGCAGUUCUACAGAGUAAAGAGAAAAUAUUUACAGAUUCAUACAAAUUCAGAGCGAAAGAUGGCUCUUUCGUAACUUUAAAAAGCCAGUGGUUUAGUUUCACAAAUCCUUGGACCAAAGAACUGGAAUAUAUUGUGUCUGUCAACACUUUAGUUUUGGAACACGGUGAGACUGGAGAAGCAUCAUUGCAUCUUUGCAGCUCUCAGUCAUCAGAAGGGUCCUCUAGGCAGUCUUGUAGUAGCGUGCCCAGCAUGUCUACUGGGACAGUCCUUGGUGCUGGUGGUAUUGGAACAGACAUUGCAAAUGAACUCCUGGGCGUACAAAGGUUACAGUCUUCGUCAUCCCUUGAUGAUUCAAGUCCAACAGAUUUAUUGAAAGAGACUCACACUACAGACAGCAAGAAUAUGUCAAGUAAGGAGCUGAUUACACUAAGUCCUUCUGAAAUAGGGGAGCUAGAGGCCGCAAAGCAAAACCAGAGUGCUGUUGCUACCCACAGUCAGGAACCACUCCUUGGAGAAGGUGCCCCACUGGAUUUUGAUGCCCUCUGUGACCAUGACGAUACAGCCAUGGCUGCCUUCAUGAAUUACUUGGAAGCAGAGGGGGGCCUGGGCGACCCUGGGGACUUCAGUGACAUCCACUGGACACUCUAGCACUUGAUUUAACUCUAAAAAUGAGAAACAUUUUAAAGCAUUUCAUUUACAAAAGACUGUAUAUUCUUCCGUACUGUAUUGAUACUGUUUUCAUCUCUUAUUCCUAUUCAUGGUCUACCAUUUUUAUAGCUUUGCACCUGUCUUUCCCAGGGGUCUGGGGAAAUGUGAUGUUUCCCUUCAAAUUCUCAGAAUUUUCUAUAAACCACCCUACUCAUUGAAGUGGCUUAAAACCCACUAGUGGCUAUAUUUUUGCUAAAAUAUUUCUAACCAAGAAUAUCACAUGUAUCUCGUUUUGGCAUUUCUUUAUUUUUUUUUUUGAGCAGUUGUUUAGAGUUGGGGGAAUUUAAUGGACUGACAAUUUCCUUGUGUCUAAGAUUCAUUUAUAAUUUACUUAUAAGAGAAGAUUGUGUAAUUUGGAACACUUCCAUUCCUUGUAUAUUUCCUUAAUUGAGGCUUAUGCUUAUCCGCCUUCAGGAAAUGGUAAGUACUUGAAUAUUUAAAGGGACAGUGCAGUGUGUAGUGGAAAUGACAAAAAGUACUGUGCUCAGUCUUUGCAGACUUGGGCAAACACAGAGCCAGGAUAGUUAUGCUCAGUUGAGCACUCUGAGAUGGAUUUUAAGUGAGAUGAUUUCUUAUCUAAAAACAAAACAAAACAAAUCAAAAAAAGGCUGAGAGAGUUUCAACUUUGCUUACAGAAAAGGACAGAUCUUGGGCCCUAGAUCUUGGUGAUUAACCUUUGUAUAUAAAAUAUACUCUUAAUAUAGCCACUCAAGAUUUUUAUCAGAGACAAACAGGUUUUUGAUGCUGAAAAUGGAUUAAUCGUAGAGGAGGAAACAGGUCCAGGCAGCUUUAAAUGCCUUGUGCAACGUCACAAUUAAGUUCAUAUGUCUUUGAAUGUUUAAUGUGCAUAACCCAGUUUCUUACUGCACAUUUGGGAAAGCAGUAGUCUCACUGGUUAAAUGAUUAGUUAACUGGCCUAGAAACUAGUUGUUGGCUCUCUAUAUUAUUAGGCAAUUACAUUUACCAUUUAUAUAAUUCCCUUUGGUUACAGGCAGUAGUAAGUACAUUGUUAAAAACCAUGAGGCAGUGAGAAAGAAUUUAAAAGCCGAUUUUCUAGCUGUAAUUAAAAAUAGAGAGCACUUUUUAAACCAGUAAUUAAUCCAGAGGUGGCUCACAUUGAGUGUAAGAAUUAAGAACAUUUAAAAUGCUGUAUGUAUAUCUACCCUCUUGAAGAUCAUACUUCCAUGAUGCCUGUGUUUUUAUGGCUCUUCCUUGUUGACCAAGUGUGUUCCCAUAUAUUCAGUUUUGUGCCCCACCAGUAAAAAUAAGUGGGAAAAGUCUGAGGCUCGGAUGCAGGGAUCAAACCCAGUUUUCCUUUUCUGUAUGUGCCUUCCCAGCAGAUUUCCCUCAGAGCCCGUCACCAAAACAGAGCAUGCUUUCAACCUUGCACACUUCCUAAGUAUAAGUAAUAGAUUAGACCGUUCCGAUGGGUUGAUGGCAAACACAAUAACAGGCAACAACCAAAAGCAAACAUCCCUUCACGCGUGACAAUCGCAGUGGCCAUGUGGGCAAGGGUGUCCUGGCCUGCUGUCUUGAGCUGACAGAAUGUUCCAGCAACAUCAGAGGGGCAGCACCACUCCUGGUUCUGACAGUCACUUGAGGACUUGAGAGACACCCAGGUUUAGAAUAAACCAAAGGAACCCCACAAAAUGGGGGAGGUUGAUCUGUGGCAGCCUGAGUAUGAUGGUUAAGUCUGAUGAAGCUUAAAUGAUCACAUUUGUUCUCUUAAGUCAGGCAGGGGCGUCUGCCUACAAAUGUAACAUGUUAGGGGUCUGAACCAUUGCUGGCUGGACUUGUCCUUCAGAGUUGGCCUCAGACAGUGGUAGCAGGAUAGGUCACUGUGGCCACAUGACCUCCAAAGCAGGUGGGGCAAACCCUCAUGACGCAAGGGUCUGAGAGGCAGAGUUUCUGGAAUCUGGCCAUUGCAGUUUGCUUAGUAGCAACUCUCUCUUUGCAAGAGGAGGGGUUAUUGCAUAGACCUGUGGGUGGAAAGCCAGUUGAAUGCUUUGAUCCUUUGGUAGCCCACUCUGAUAUUUAUCUCCAUGCCCUGGACCCAGAAUCCAAUCCAUACAUGGUAUGAUACUGUAGCUCUAAGUUUAGUGCUUUCUUCAAAAAUGCAUUCUAUUUACAUAUGAUUGCUAUCAGGAGUGACAUAUUUUCAUGGUUUACACUCUAUUCCUUUUUUCCCUACCAAUUAAUUUCUUGCACUCUGAUGAAAAAUAUCUGCAAAUUUAAUGAAACUAUCAUAAAAAGAAUACUCUCUUUUUUUGUUUUUAAUUCUAAGAAUUACCUGCAGUCAUGUAGUGGAGUGGGAGGAGUGCCUGGUAUCAGGAAGAAUGCCCGCUCAACCUACAUUUAGCUGUGUGACCCCAAGCAAGCCGUUUAAAGUCUCUGUACCUCAGUUUCCUUAUCUGUAAAAAGAAGUUUCAUCUCAGUUUACUUCUGGUUCCGAUUAUGGGGUUCUAAUCCACAGGACUCGAGCGUUAGUCAGAACAGCUAGAAAUGUGCUGUUCAUAUGAUAGCCACUGGCCACGUGUGGCAACCGAGCCCUUGAAACUUGGCUGAUACAUAUUGAGGUGUGCUGUGAAUGUAAAAUACAUACCAGAUUUCAAAGACUUCAUAUAGAAAAAAGGAAUUCAAAACCUCACAUUAAUAAUCUGUAUGGAUGACACGUUCAAAUAGUAUUUUGGAUAUCCUGAAUUAAACAUUAAAGUUAAUUUUAUUUUUUCACUCUUCUAAUGUGGCUACCAGAAAGUUUUAAGUUACACAUGUGGCACACAUUACAUUUCUGUUCUACUGCCCAGCUCUUGAACAUUUUAUUACGUGGACAUUAUUUAAGUAGACCAAACAUUAUACCAUAAGUAUGAUAUAUACCUUUAAAUAUUAUGGUUUAAAGGACAUUUAUUGACCCUUGAUUCAGAUAACAAUUAACUUCUAUCAAUGGAUCAAAUUUAAAACUUUUUUGAAAUUAGUAAACUUGAAAGUGUUAGAUAUUUUAUUAGCCUGAAGUCAAAUAAAACUUGAGGUAUAUGUUGACACAUUAUUGUAGUCACUAAAUUUGGAAAUCUGUUGAUAAACAGGGAGAUACAGAGCAGACUUGUGGUAAAUACAUGGAAUUAAAAGGAUGUGUCUGAUUACAGUGUCACAACAGGAAAAGGCUGUCUUCACUGGUUGUCAUAAUCUUUGAGGAAUCUCUGUGGAGUCUAGGGCACAGGUGUAUGAAACAGGCAUUCUCUAGGUCUUGGACCACGUUUAGAGGGUCCAUUUCAGAUCUUGCUCUAAAGAGGAAUCUACCCCUCAAGUAGGUCACUGUUGGGCUCUGGAAUUAGAGACUCAGAUUUGCCAAGCACAGUAUUGUGGGCACAAGUUGGGCUGACAUCUAGAAUUAUCAGAAGCCAUAAAGAAAACCUGCUGGUAGCCGCUAGGUGUCACUGUCCCAUUCUUAUGGGGCUUUGUUUGCAUUAGAUUAAUUUUUCCAAGUUCCAUGGGGCCUAGGAGAGGCAUUUAUGACUUUUGUGCCUAUAAGUCUGCCUCUGUUUCGUAAGAAAUGCUUUUUAAGAAAAAUCUUAGCGGAUCCUUUCCACAUAAAAUCAGAAUUCUGAACUGGAGACAUUUCAACUUGUGGCUCCAAUAAAAACUGUCUUUAGAAAGAAAACCCAUCCAACCUGGAAGAUGCUUUCUGAGCUCAUCUGAGACAUUAUGGUGUAUGUGUCAUUGCUCACACUAUCCUGAGUUUAGAUCUGUCUUUUAUACAAUUUUUAGCUCUUUUCCAUUUCACUUGCUCUUGCCUGUAUGUGGGUAUUUUUUAAAUUUUGUGGUAAAUAAAAAGAGUGAAAUUAAACUAUAUUUUAUAAUAAUA